CUUUUCGUUCGCACGUCGGUCGUACUCCAUGCACAAGCAUAGGCCACUUGUCAAACCAAUGAUUGUUGUGUCCACCACUGGCUACAUUAUAUCUAUUUUGGGACCGUACUUGGCGGAUGGCAAAAACUCAGAUGCAAAUAUACUGAAACACAUCAUCAAUCAAAAUACUGAGGAUUUUAAGAGCUGGAUUCAGGAAGGUGAUGUGGUCGUAGUUGACAGAGGUUUCCGAGAUGCGUCGACUGUUCUCGAAGAACUUGGUGUAACUAUGCAGAUGCCAUCUUUUAUGCGAAAGGGGUCUACACAGCACACAAGCGAAGAGUCUAACAAGUCGAGGCUUGUGACGAAGAUACGAUGGGUUGUCGAGUCAACCAAUGGCAGACUCAAGACAUGGACAUAUUUAGCUAGGACAAUGCCAAACACCCAAGUGCCAUUUAUUGGUGACUAUGUGCGAAUUGUUGGAGCAAUCUGCAACCGCUUCAGACCGGCUCUAAGUAGCGGGGACUCCGAUCAAGACAAAAUAGUUGCAGAGAGAAUGUUGUAUUUGUCAGGGCAGAACAACGAUUUACAACAAUUCAUCUCUGACAACGACAUAGAAAAAAUAACCAAGGCAACCGAUGGACGAACUAGACAUAAACUGUCCAAUAAUGACCGAGGAUGA
Dreissena polymorpha is the source of this 658-nucleotide messenger RNA. RefSeq lists its product as uncharacterized. The transcript is spliced from 4 exons. The record is from RefSeq and is a predicted model, not a curated record. NCBI's taxonomy places the organism in Eukaryota, Metazoa, Mollusca, Bivalvia, Myida, Dreissenidae. The coding region runs from base 29 to 658 and encodes 209 amino acids.